Messenger RNA from Oryza brachyantha (malo sina), 2211 nucleotides. RefSeq names its product polygalacturonase QRT3-like. Bases 322 to 1803 code for a protein of 493 amino acids. Lineage: Eukaryota; Viridiplantae; Streptophyta; Magnoliopsida; Poales; Poaceae. The transcript has 3 exons. The record is from RefSeq and is a predicted model, not a curated record. Gene Ontology annotation, molecular function: polygalacturonase activity.
UAUCCUUCCGGUUGCAAAGGCGACGCACACACAGCGACACCGAGAGAGACCAGACCUCUUCCUUCGUCUUCCUUCCGCCACCAACUUUUUGCCUUGUAACCAUCGCUCGCGGCAUCGCCAUACGAAGCUUACUUACACCUAUAUAUUUCUUCCACACAUACACAUCUCUACACCUCCCUCUCUCUCUCUCUAGCUAGUCUCUACCUUCCUCUCUCCUUUGCCAUUUCAGCCUAGAGAGAGAGAGAGAGAGAGAGAGAGAGUUGUUGGACGCCAUUGAUGCUGUAGCAGAGGAGGGGCCAAGGUCCAAGAAAGGGAGAGAGCAUGGAGGCUGCUGCAAGAGGAAGAGGAGGUGGUGUGCUGGUGGCUCUUGCCGCUCUGCUGCUACUUGCAUUGGCGAGCGGCGCGAGCGCGUGGGCUCAUGGCCACGGCCACGGCCACGGCGGCGUGGGUGCCGGCUUGGUCCCCGGCGCCGGCGCCGGCGAGCGGCGGUACGUGGAUCUCGCGAUGAGGAGGAUGGAGAGCGUCAGAUCUUCCUUCGGCGCGAGGAGGGAUUUAGCAACGUCCACGGCGAGCUCGCGGGUGUACCGCGUGACGGACUACGGCGCCGAUCCGACCGGCGGCGCGGACGCGACGGCGGCGAUCAACAGGGCCAUCGCCGACGCGUUCCGGCGGCCGUCCAACGCCACGCUGACCGGCGGCAUCCCCGACCUCGGCGGCGCCGAGAUCCACCUCGACGGCGGCUCCUACCUCCUCAAGGGCCCCCUCACCCUCCCCGCCUCCGGCGGCGGCAACGUCAAGAUUCACAGCGGGUCGCUGCGGGCGGCGGAUGACUUCCCGACCGACCGGUACCUGAUCGAGCUGUCGGCGAAGGCGGCCGGCGGCGGCUCGCCGUCGCUGAGCUACUACUACGAGUACGUGACGCUGCGCGACCUGAUGCUGGACUGCAGCUACCGCGGCGGCGGCGUGUCGGUGGUGGACUCGCUGCGGGUCGGCGUGGACAACUGCUACGUCGUCCACUUCGCGACGGACGGCGUCGCGGUGAGCGGCGGCCACGAGACGUUCGUCCGGAACACGUUCCUGGGCCAGCACAUGACCGCCGGCGGCGACUCCGGCGAGAGGGAGUUCACGGGGACGGGCAUCCGGCUCGACGGCAACGACAACUCGGUGUCCGACGUGGUGGUGUUCUCGGCCGGGACCGGGAUCAUGGUCACCGGCGGCGCCAACGCCAUCUCCGGCGUGCACUGCUACAACAAGGCCGCCGGCUUCGGCGGCACGGGCAUCUACCUCAAGGUGCCCGGGCUGACGCAGACGUGGAUCACCAACUGCUACAUGGACUUCACCGGCAUCGUCGCCGAGGACCCCGUGCUGCUCCACGUCUCGAGCUCCUUCUUCCUCGGCGACGCCAACGUCGUGCUCAAGGCCGUCAACGGCGUGGCGAGGGGGGUCCAGAUCGUCGGCAACCUGUUCAACGGGAGGGACAAGGGCGUCGACAUCGUGCAACUCGACGGCAAGUUCGCGACGGUGGAGCAGGUCUACGUGCAGCAGAACGCGGCGACGGGGAUGACGGUGCGCUCGACGUCGGCGCGCGGCACGGCGGAGGGCAACGGCAGCUCGUGGACGGUGGACUUCUCGCCGGUGCUGCUGUUCCCGGACCGGAUCGGCCACGUGCAGUACUCGCUGGUCGCCGGCGACGCCUUCCCGGGGCACGCGCUCCGCAACAUCUCCGGCAACCAGGUGGUCAUCGCCACCGACGCCGCCGUGUCCGCCACCGUCCACGUGCUCGUCGACCAGAACAGCAACUGAUCAAAACCAAAACAAAAAAUCAAAAUGCAAUGCGUUUUCGCUGCUGCUGCUGCCUGCCGCGAUUGCACGCGAGCAAGGCGUCGUUUGAUUCGUUUGUUCUUGCGACUUGUCCGGCAAAUUCGUCUCUUCGUCAGAGUCUCGGAUUGAGAAAGCUAUAGCUGUAUUGAUUGCUUCAGAAGUUGAUUCAGAAUGGAUCGCUUCAUCGGUUCAGUUCAUCUUGCUUCCAGUUUACAUAAUGCCUCAAGAUUCAGCCAAGAUUUCAUUUUUCUUCAUUCAAAAAAAAGUAUUUUUAUUUUCUUUCAAUAAUGGCCUCAAGAUCAGAAUUAUGAUACAGAGAAACAGUUGGACAUUCAGUUAACUGAAUCCACUGAAAAUAAUGAUGCAACUGCUGGGAAACACUUUUUAGCA